Messenger RNA from Solanum pennellii, 870 nucleotides. RefSeq lists its product as uncharacterized. The record is from RefSeq and is a predicted model, not a curated record. Lineage: Eukaryota; Viridiplantae; Streptophyta; Magnoliopsida; Solanales; Solanaceae. The transcript has a single exon. Bases 1 to 870 code for a protein of 289 amino acids.
AUGCCUAUAUUACCAACUCUACAAAACAUUGCUUCAUCUAAAGCAUCAGCAACAGCUUCAAGUGCUUUGUUCAAAGAAGCUGGCACUGAUGUUCUUGUUAGAUGUUCACAAUCACAUGGCGGUGGCGUUCGACUUCGAACAAAUAUGUGUAAAUUCAAUGAAAAUCAGAUCGUUAAUGCUACUAUUGGUUUUCCAAUUAUGGUUAUAGUGUCUAUAAAACGACAUUCAUCAUGUUUGUCUUUUAAAGAUCAUAUCUAUGAUCAUAGAGCUAUUAAAACCUUUUGGAUUCCUUAUGAUGAUAUUGUUUCAGAUGAGGAUGCAACAAAUAUUAUAUCAAAACUAAUUUGUUUGAUGAAUGUAAUUCCCAUGUUGAAUGAGCAAUGUAUAAGUUAUAGUGAUACUAAGACAAGUAGUACCAUGAUGUUGACAAAUAAGGAUAGUUUGAUUUCAAAGAUUAUGAAUUUUGCUAGGGGUAUGAAGGAAUGUCCAUCUAAUGAAAAUCAUUGGUACAUGACUUUGGGGAUUACAAAGGUUACUUAUUUGCCACAUGAGAGUUUUAUGAAUUUGUAUAACAAAAUGGGACAUGAUUAUAAUUGGAAUGCAUGGAAAAAGACUCAAGAGGUAUUGGAUUCAAGAAUAGCCGCGUUUAAAUUGUUGAAGAAAAUUGAAAUCAAGAAAAUGAAAUUUCGAGCUAGUGAAUUUAAGGAUCGUAAUUUACUAGACAUGUGUUCUAUUUGUCACGAUGGAUUCUUAGAAGGUUGUGUGGUUUCUUGUAUUAAUAAGUGUUGUCAUGUCUAUCAUGAUACUUGCAUUUUGGAAUGGCUUUUAAGGAAUCGAUCUUGUCCUUAUUGUCGAUCCAAGUUAGCAUAG